Molecule: messenger RNA, 507 nt
Organism: Lentinula edodes (shiitake mushroom)
Lineage: Eukaryota; Fungi; Basidiomycota; Agaricomycetes; Agaricales; Omphalotaceae
Exons: 1
Coding region: 1-507 (168 amino acids)
Source: RefSeq, a predicted model, not a curated record
AUGCUUCACAACAUUGCCCUUCUUGGUUCUGUCCUGGAUUAUCGCCUAUACUCUGAAUAUGAAGCAGGAACCCAAGACGUUACAGAAUCCAUCUCCCCUCACCAGCAUGAUAGUUAUAUACAGGCUAAAGCAGAUGCGUUGGUCAUUGCAGAAUGGGUUUAUUCCCACUUUGACAUCAGUUUGACUGGAAAGACUACAGGAGGCGCAGGACUUCGGAGUUUGAUGGAGGAUUGGGUGGUCACUCAAUGCAAGGCCCUGAUACUGCACAAGCUCAAUGCUGACAGCCAAAUGGUGAAAGGAGAGACUGAGGCAAUCACCCCGAAUCGGUUGAGGAAGGCGAUUGAGAAGCAGAUGGCGGGCCUGCCAUGGUUUGUUGAAAAAUGGCCAAAGUGGAAUAAUUCAAAAGACAUUAAGAGCUGGACAAAGGAUUGGAGCUCAGACCACAUGAGCUAUGCAUGGCCCUCUGCUCCCCAGGACUCACAUUUUGUAGUGAAAAAGUUGUAUUAG